Messenger RNA from Lactuca virosa, 2135 nucleotides. The record is from the annotation of a GenBank genome assembly. Lineage: Eukaryota; Viridiplantae; Streptophyta; Magnoliopsida; Asterales; Asteraceae.
AUGAUCACAAUUGCUUCAAUCAAAUCAAAACUUGUAAAACCUUUAUCAGAAAACGAAGAAGAAGAAGUGAUUUCUUGCCUUGAACAGAUUCAAAACUUAUGUGAAGAACGAGAAAUUCACCGGGAAUGGAUAGUGCUGGAGAAUUACAUUCCUACCCUUGUGGAGCUUCUUAGUGGUAAAAACCGAGAGAUUAGAACUCGUACCCUUGUCUUGCUUUCCAUUUUGGCAAAGGAUAGUGAUGAUGCAAAGGAUAGGAUUUCAAGGGUGAAUGGUGUGAUUGAAUCUAUAGUUCGUUCACUUGGGCGUAGAAUUGCUGAAGGAAAGUUAGCAGUUGAAUUGCUUUUGGAAUUAUCAAGAAAUGAAGGUUUAAGAAAUAGAAUUGGAAAUGUUCAGGGAUGCAUUCUACUUUUGGUCACCAUGUCCAACAGUGAAGACACUCAAGCUGCCAUUAACGCACACAAGCUUUUGGAUUCUCUUUCUUCCUCUGAUCAAAAUGUCAUCCAAAUGGCAAAAGCUAAUUACUUUACACAUCUCCUUCAUCGACUAUCUUCAGGUUCUGAAGAAGUGAAGAUGAGCAUGGUGACAACAUUAGCAGAAAUGGAAUUCACAGAUCACAGCAAAUCAUCUUUAUUUGAAAAAGGUGCACUGGGCCCACUUCUUGACUUAGUCUCACAUGGAAACCCUAGAAUGAAAGAGACAGCAGCUAAAGCACUUUGUAACCUCUCAACCUUAAAAAGAAACAGCACCCAAAUGAUCACACAAGGUUCUGUAAAACCAUUGGUCAAUCUUCUCUACAAUCACACAUCAUCCCAUUCUUUACAAGAUGAAGUAGCAUCAAUCAUCAUGCAUCUUGCCACAUCAACCAUGUCACAGAAUUCCGAAAAUACCCCUGUUUCUUUAUUCCAGUCUGAUGAAGAUAUCGAUAGCCUUUUUGCUUUUAUUCCAUGUACUCGCCCUUUGGUGCAAGAACGUUUACUUCAUGCUAUUUACGCCAUGUGCCACUCUCCCUUAGCUUCUACUGUCAAAUCAAAGUUGAGACAGAAUUCAGACAACGAACAAGCAUUGGUGGUUUUAUGUGACAAUGAAAACCCGAAAGUAAGAGCAAAUGCUGUGAAGUUGUUUUGUUGUUUAACAGAAGAUGGUGAAGACAAAGAGAUAACAGACAGAAUGGGACAACAAUUAAUUGAGACUUUAAUCAAAAUAAUCAAGUCUUCAAAUGAUAUAGAAGAGAUUGCUUCUGCUCUGGGCAUCAUUUCAAAUCUCACCGAGUCAACUCAACUCACCGAGUCACUAGUCAAAGCCGAAGGACUCCCGGUGAUAUCCUCCCGUCUCCAAACCCAAAACGGGCCCCACAAAAAACAUCUAAUAGAAAACGCGGUUGGUUCCCUUUGUCAUUUCACAAACCCAACAAACAAGGAAUCACAAAGGAAAGUAGCGGAAUCCGGUCUGAUUCCAUUGCUUGUCCAGUUUCUCGAGGCCGGAACCGGAGUCACGAAACGAAAGGCGUCGAUUUCCCUCGCGCACCUUUCGAAAAAUUCAAUGGAGUUGACCCGGCCGAUUCCGAAGGCGGGUCUAUUCCGGUGCUUCUCGCCGCAAUUGGAAUCCAGGUGUCCGGUGCAUCAAGGAAUGUGCGAAGUGGAGGUGAAUUUUUGUUUAGUGGAAGCGAAUGCGGUGGCGCCGCUGGUGACGCUGUUGGGGGAUUCCGAUUCCGAUGUUUGUGAAGCGUCUUUGGAUGCGUUGUUGACUUUAAUUGAAGCUGAAAGGUUAGCGUUUGGGUGUAAAGUACUGGGCGAAGCUAAUGCGAUACCUCAAAUUAUAAAAUUGCUAAAUAGCAACAAUUCGAAUUUGCAAGAAAAGGUAUUGAAUGAGUUAGACAGGGUUUUUAGGUUGGUGGAAUUUAAGCAAAAAUAUGGGAAUUUGGCGCAUAUGCCGUUGGUUGAUUUGACUCAGAGGGGGAAUUCUAGGACCAAAUCUUUGGCUGCGAGGAUACUUGGUCAGUUAAAUGUGCUUCAUGAUCAGUCGUCUUAUUUUUAGGUCACAAAUUCUUUUUUGUCAAUUGAUUUUGUACACAGUUUCUGUAUCGUAUUGUAUAUCAUAUAUAUGUUACGAGAUUUAAGUUCAAAGCUUCUAAGGUC